GUACUAAAAUGCGCGGACGGUGCGAUUGAUCACCAGCGCGCCUUGUGAAUUUCGUUGUCAUCUUCCUAGGCGAAGCAAAACCCUAAUACAUUUCUCCCUCUUUGUAUUUUGGUUUGCGUUUUUGAAGUUUGCAUGAGAAAUUCACAUUUUCAUUGGAAUUUCUGAAAGGCUUGGUUGAAUAAAGUCCACAAAAUCCAAAGGAAUUUGCUUCUUCUUCUUCUUUUUUUCCCCCUUGAAUAAUAGCUGUGCAGAAUGGUUCAGAUCAAGGAAUUUCGAAUAGUCAUGCCUAUGUCGUUAGAAGAGUAUCAAAUAGCUCAAAUGUACAUGGUUCUAAAAAUGCAACAGCAGACUACCACAAGUGAUGAAGGGGUAGAGGUCUUGGAGAACAGAUCUUUUCAAGAUAAUGCAUUGGGAAAGGGACAGUACACAUCAAAAGUUUAUCGUCUUCAAAGCAAAGUUCCUGCUUGGCUUACUACUUUUGCACCUGCAGAUGCUCUCACCAUGCAAGAGGAAGCAUGGAAUGCAUACCCAAGGUGCAAAACAGUAAUCAAGUGCCCAUACUUUAACAAGUUCUGUUUAACCAUUGACACUGUUCAUAAAGCUGACAAUGGACAGUCAGAAAAUGUGCAUGGUCUAAACAAAGAACAACUAGCAGCAAGGCAGGUAGAAGUUAUUGAUAUAGCUUCAGCUGCAAGAGACUAUUGGAGUUAUGUAGUUGGAGGAAAUAGUGUGGAUUUCUCCAAAUUCAGAUCAGCAAAAACUGGGCGUGGUCCACUUUUGGAAGGAUGGCAGAGCUGUGAUCCAGUUAUGACAGCAUACAAAUUAGUAACAGUAGAUGCACCAUAUUGGGGCUUCGGUAAUCGACUAGAACAAGCUUUUCUAGCGGGUGAAAGGGCACUUUUCCUAGAGAGUCAUCGGAAUUGUUUUGGUUGGAUAGAUGAGUGGUUUGGGAUGACAGUGCAACAAUUACGUGAACUUGAAGAACAAACGAAUUCCUCAUUAGAUGUGAAAACAAGUACAGAAGAUUUGGACAGAAGAUGGGCAUGUGACAAAGAAGAAGAAGUGUAUGUGAAGAAGCCCCAGCUUAAACUCUGAGCAGCAAGGGUUGGUGAAUGAUUCCACUUUUACCAAUGCACCCACAAAUCAGCUUCUUUUUUAACAUUUGGAUAUUCAUCUGAUUUAAUUACUUUCUACCUACAGAAAAUCAUUCAUAAUUUUAUUCAUAGGUUUUUAUUGUAACAUAUGAAAUGAUACAUUGUUUAUUCAAGAUUUACUCAUGAGAUUCUGUCCCCACAA
This is a messenger RNA of Vitis riparia (riverbank grape), 1296 nucleotides long. RefSeq names its product phosphatidylinositol transfer protein 1-like. Lineage: Eukaryota; Viridiplantae; Streptophyta; Magnoliopsida; Vitales; Vitaceae. Gene Ontology annotation, biological process: phospholipid transport. Bases 253 to 1095 code for a protein of 280 amino acids. The record is from RefSeq and is a predicted model, not a curated record. The transcript has 10 exons.